Molecule: messenger RNA, 1163 nt
Organism: Dermatophagoides farinae (American house dust mite)
Lineage: Eukaryota; Metazoa; Arthropoda; Arachnida; Sarcoptiformes; Pyroglyphidae
Product: N-acetyltaurine hydrolase
Biological process (GO): catabolic process
Molecular function (GO): hydrolase activity, acting on ester bonds; zinc ion binding
Source: RefSeq, a predicted model, not a curated record
UAGAAUUUUAUGCACUCAACAGGUGUUUAUUAUUUUUUGUUAUAGAAAUUAAAUAGAAAAAAAAAACAAAACAAAACAUGAAUACAUCAACUCAUCAGUCAUACAUUCAGACAGUGCUUGGUCCAAUCAAACCGGAUCAAUUAGGAUUUACAUUAUGUCAUGAACAUCUUUAUCAUAAAGCUUAUACGCGAUAUUUUGUACCUAAACCAUUGGAUAAUAAAUAUUCGCAUUUGAAUUCAACACCAGUUACAAUAGAAAAUCUUUGGCAUACCGUCUAUCAUCCACAUAUUCAUGAAGAUAAUCUAGAUUUGACUAGUACAGCCGUACAAAAUGCUAUCGACGAUGAAUUGAAAUUUUUCAAACGUAAUGGUGGUAGUUCUAUGGUCGAAGUCACUACUUUUGGUACUGAUUUAGCAAAGUUGGCCGAAUUUUCUCGUAAAUCUGGUGUCAAUAUUAUUGGUAGUACUGGUUUCUAUGUACAUCAAGCGUUUUCAGAAUCGAUUCGAUCCAAAUCGAUUGAAAACCUAUAUGAAACAAUGAAAAAUGAAUUGAUUUCUGGUGUUAAUGGUAUCAGACCCGGUGUUAUUGGUGAACUUGGAUCAUGUUGGCCUAUUGAUUCAUUUGAAAAAAAUGUUUUGAUUGCAGCUGCUCAAUUACAAAAUGAAUUACGAGUGCCCGUUAUCAUUCAUCCUGGUCGUCAUUCUGAAGCACCAUUUGAAAUUAUCCGUAUAUAUACUGAAGCUGGUGGAAUUGUUUCAAAAACUAUCAUGUCACAUCUUGAACGAACAUUAGAUAUCGAACAAUUGAUUGAAUUUGCUCAUACAGGUGUUAUUUGUGAAUUUGAUUUAUUUGGCACAGAAAUAUCUUAUUAUGAGGCAGCAAAUCAUUUUGAUAUGCCCAAUGAUGCUACUCGUAUACGAUUGAUUCAAAAAUUAAUCAAUGAAGGUUAUGAUGAUCAUAUAACAAUAUCACAUGAUAUUCAUACUAAACAUCGUUUAAUGAAAUGGUCCGGUCAUGGUUAUUCACAUAUACUAUUGAAUGUAAUACCAAAAAUGAUUAGUCGUGGUAUUAAUGUUGAACAAAUUGAUCAAAUGAUGAUUAAAACACCAUGUCGUUGGUUAACAAAAUCGUUAUGUAAAAUAAAAAAUAUAUAUGUCAAGUAA